CAUCUGCCUGUGGUGACCUUGACGUGUGUACUCAUCUGUGUUUUCUCAGCCUCAGCACAGGGUAGUGGGAGGAGCAGUGGCCAGGGGAAGUCAGGGAGGAGUCCACUCCAGACACUCUAUGACAGUGACCAGGUAAGUCCUGCCCACUACCAGGUAGGAUUCACGUUGAUGACCACUGAACUUGUUUUGGUCAUGUUUUAUGAGUUAGAAUAGGUGAUUUGUGAAAAUUAAAUUAUUGGUAAGUUAUUCAGUCUUUACUGCUUACUUGCUGAAAAUUUCUUAUCAGGGUUUCCCCUAUAUUAAUUUAGCUGUCGCCACUCCAAAAAAUUAUAAAUGUUUUAUGUUAUAUAUAAAUAAGUAAUUUUCGGGAUGGUAAAACAAUUUCAGUGUAAACUUAAACGACUAAAACCAGAUAUAAAGUAUGUACAAAAGAUAAUGGAGCAAUACAUUUUUUUAUAAGAUCAUCUUUGAGAACUAACAAUCACCAAAAUAAAAAUUAAACAGUCGUGGAGAAUCAAAAAUGGCAUGGGGCUCCAGUUGAUUUUGUUAUGUUUGAGUCACUCAGAUAGCAUAAGAACAUGGCAUAAGCCAUGACAAAAUAUGUAGAAUUGCAAGAAAUUUGCUUUAAAACUGCAAUUCUUUCUCUCAGCCCCAUGACAAAAUGUGUAUAAUUGCAUGAAAUUAGCUUUAAAACAGCAAAAUGCUGUCUCUGCGGCCGAGAAGGGCCUCUACAUUUUUUGGUCGUGGAUCGCACCAUUGUCCACACCCAUUACCACGCCCCCCCCCCCCCCUAUGCUAACUGUGCCACUGCUUCUGAAAAAAGUCCUAGGGGAAACACUGCUUAUAAUGUGAAUUAAGUGGUGUUAACAACUUGAAAUAAGAGUUGUCUUGUCGGCUUUCCUCAACCAAUAUUACAUUUUUCAAGCAACUGCAGUAUGAUGAUUAACAUCUUUGGCAUAAGUCUAUCUGAAUUUUGGCAGUGUAAGCCCCUAAUAAAAUAACUUUCCAAUCCAUGUUUUUUUUUUAUUAAUCCCACAUUGCUACUACAAAUGUUCCUCAAGCUCCAAGGGUUUGGUGUCUCACAAUCUGUACUAAUUUCAAGCCUUUCAAACUGUUACUAGUGACUGUCAGUGAUUGACACAGGUGUGACCCUUGACCUUUCUGAUGUUUUUGUUUACCAUCUAGUUAGCGUUGGAAAAUUCCAGUAACUUUUCCAAAAUGCCCAGGUUUUCCAGAAAUCCUGGUUGGAUAAUUCCUGGAAUCAGGAGGGAAUAAGCAGGAAAUCCGGCAAUUCUCCAACCAGGGUAUCUGGAAAACAUUGGAAUUUUGGAAAGUUUCCGGGAUUUUGCAAGCCUAUGUCUAUUACAGCUCUUUGAAGUUACUCAUCAAACAAAAGCCCUGACUUGACGAUUCCAGACUGCAGUCAGACAUUUGUUAGCGAAAUGAAAUUAUUUUGGACAGGCACUUGAUUGAAAAAUAUAUUUUAAAGCGACAUGCAUUCGCAAAUUUAUUUUUGCCUGCCUACUAAGGUGUGGGUGGGCAUAAAACUGUCUCGUAAAAAAUUGUAAUUUGGCCAGGAUUUGUCUCUAUCUCCCGACUCUCUUUCCCACCGUUGUGUCAAGUUAGCUGGAUGUCCUUUGGGUGGUGGACCAUUGUUGAUACACACAGUAAACUGUUGAGCAUGAACCCAGCAGCGUUGCAGUUCUUGACACACUCAAACCGGUGUGCCUGGCACAUACUACCAUACCCCAUUCAAAGGCACUUAAAUCUUUUGUCUUGCCAAUUCACCCUCUGAAUGGCACACAUACACAAUCCAUGUCUCAAUUAUCUCAAGGCUUAAAAAUCCUUCUUUAACCUGUCUCCUCCCCUUCAUCUAUACAGAUUACAGUGGAUUUAACAAGUGACAUCAAUAAGGGAUAAUAGCUUUCUCCUGGAUUCACCUGGUCAGUCUAUGUCAUGGAAAAAGCAGGUGUUCUUAAUGUUUUGUACACUCAGUGUAUGUAGCCUAUAGAGUUGUAUAGGCUACUUAAGUGUCCCAUGUCAUUCAACUUCUAAACAAACGUGUACAGUCAGUGUGUCACUACGACGGAUUGAAAUUCUGGUGUCAACUGAGGCAGAAGGAUAAGUCCUGGCCCACAAACCCUCUACAAUUAUACAGUAUGACAUUACCUAGGGGCUGUUCCAAAACUAAGACUUGGAGAGAGCGUGAGAGAAAUUAGCUUGGUUAGUAGAGUUCUAUAGGAGUUAGCUGUUGCCAAUUAUAUCUCAGAGGGAGGGGAGUCCGAGGCCCAUGCCAAAGGACUGAAGAACUCCUAAGACAUUAUUUACUUUUAAUCGCUUGCGGUUUUCUUUUUGUUAUUUUGCACUUAGCUCGUCCCAAGUGGAACCCUGUGGUGGUGCGAUACUCUGAGGAAAAGUGUUUGAAUUUAUGAAGACAGCAAGCAAAACUGGAAGAACAUCAUAAUCAAUUUGUUAUUAAUUUUACUUCUCUGUAUAUGCAUACAGAAUAUUUUGUUGGGAACACUGAACGGUGUAAUUAAUUCAUACAAUACGUUUAACCUAAGCAAAGGUUUUACAAUGCAUGUAGAGUUGACCUUGCAUUCUUAAGUUACCCCUAGGUUUACAAGGAACCCAUUGAAUCUACUUGAGGUAAAUCGUAGCCGACAGGGACGACUCCAGAUAAGAGUAUGUGCCAUCAAAAUACAUUUUGCUCCACAAAUUAAGAUCAAGAUUUUUAUGGAAGAUCGUCUUUACACUAUCCGUGAUAAUGAAUGACAUUGACAAGUUACCUUGUGCCUUACUGAUGACAAAGAUAAAGUAAUAGCUUUACUUGAGGUUUUACUUUAACUUCUGCCAUGACAAAAUUGUUUGAUAGAAAGAUGUAACUACCUAGCUACAGUGGCUUGCGAAAGUAUUCACCCCCCUUGGUAUUUUUCCUAUUUUGUUGCCUUACAACCUGGAAUUAAAAUAUAUUUUUGGGGGGUUUGUAUCAUUUUGAUUUACACAACAUGCCUACCACUUUGAAGAUGCAAAAUAUGUUUUAUUGUGAACAAACAAGAAAUAAGACAAAAAAACAGAACUUGAGCGUGCAUAACUAUUCACCCCCCCCCAAAAUCAAUACUUUGUAGAGCCACCUUUUGCAGCAAUUACAGCUGCAAGUCUCUUGGGGUAUGUCUCUAUAAGCUUGGCACAUCUAGCCACUGGGAUUUUUGCCCAUUCUUCAAGGCAAAACUGCUCCAUCUCCUUCAAGUUGGAUUGGUUCCGCUGGUGUACAGCAAUCUUUAAGUCAUACCACAGAUUCUCAAUUGGAUUGAGGUCUGGGCUUUGACUAAGCCAUUCCAAGCCAUUUCAAUGUUUCCCCUUAAACCACUCAAGUGUUGCUUUAGCAGUAUGCUUAGGGUCAUUGUCCUGCUGGAAGGUGAACCUCCGUCCCGUUUCCCAGUCCCUGCCGAUGAAAAACAUCCCCACAGCAUGAUGCUGUUCUCGGGGUGAUGAGAGGUGUUGGGUUUGCGCCAGACAUAGCGUUUUCCUUGAUGGCAAAAAAGCUCAAUUUUAGUCUCAUCUGACCAGAGUACCUUCUUCCAUAUGUUUGGGGAGUCUCCCACAUGCCUUUUGGCGAAUACCAAACGUGUUUGCUUAUUCUUUUCUUUAAACAAUGGCUUUUUUUCUAGCCACUCUUCCGUAAAGCCCAGCUCUGUGGAGUGUACGGCUUAAAGUGGUCCUAUGAACAGAUACUCCAAUCUCUGCUGUGGAGCUUUGCAGCUCCUUCAGGGUUAUCUUUGGUCUCUUUGUUGCCUCUCUGAUUAAUGCCCUCCUUGCCUGGUCUGUGAGUUUUGGUGGGCGGCCCUCUCUUGGCAGGUUUGUUGUGGUGCCAUAUUCUUUCCAUUUUUUAAUAAUGGAUUUAAUGGUGCUCCGUGGGAUGUUCAAAGUUUCUGAUAUUUUUUAAUAACCCAACCGUGAUCUGUACAUCUCCACAACUUUGUCCCUGACCUGUUUGGAGAGCUCCUUGGUCUUCAUGGAGCCACUUGCUUGGUGGUGCCCCUUGCUUAGUGGUGUUGCAGACUCUGGGGCCUUUCAGAACAGGUGUAUAUAUACUAAGAUCAUGUGACAGAUCAUGUGACACUUAGAUUGCACACAGGUGGACUUAUUUAACUAAUUAUGUGACUUCUGAAGGUAAUUGGUUGCACCAGAUCUUAUUUAGGGGCUUCAUAGCAAAGGGGGUGAAUACAUAUGCACGCAUCACCUUUCCGUUAUUUAUUUUUUAGAAUUCUUUGAAGCAAGUUAUUUUUUUCAUUCUACUUCACCAAUUUGGAUUAUUUUGUGUAUGUCCAUUACAUGAAAUCCAAAUAAAAAUCAAUUUAAAUUACAGGUUGUAAUGCAACAAAAUAGGAAAAACGCCAAGGGGGAUGAAUACUUUUGCAAGGCACUGUACACAAUGAGUGAAGGCUCAGUUAGCAUCGGUGUUGCCUGCUCCAGUGUGUCCUUGAUCUUUCAGUGUCAACAGUGUCUUCUCAAAACAGGACAGAGGACCAAACAUGACACCAGACAUUGAGGCAAACUGAGAGCCUCUACAUUUGGCUGAGUAAAUGGAAGGAGUAAAUACAGGAAAGAGUAAAUACAGGUUUUGUACAGGAAGGAAGCCAAGUUGAACUGAUUGACCUGUAGUGUUAGUACAGCGGUUUGUGGAUGGGAGAGAUUGAAUGGGAUUAGGACAUCCAGCUGCAGUGUGUGCAUUUGUGUGUGUGUGUGUGUGUGUGUGUGUGUGUGUGUGUGUUACAAGAGGGAGAGAAAUAGGUCAAUAAAACUCAACUAUGAAGUUUGACAAACAAUAAGAUAUUUUAGAGAAGCUGUUAUUUAGUGUAAUUGAGGACGAACAUACUCUUGUCUUGGUUGCAGACUCCGUAAUGCACAGAUUUUCACCUUUAUUUUCUACCUCUCCUCAUACUCUCUCAAUUUUCUUCAAAGACGUCAGCUGUUCGUAUCAAUGGAUUAAUGCUAAAAUAAAUACAUCUAUGCUUUUUUUAUUGAGUGCUCCAACUCCUUUCUACCUCAAAUGAGUCAUUUUGAAAAUGUUUCUUGCUAAGCCCUUCACAUGAUUUUUGUCAUUGUUGUUGAGCACCCCUCCUUUCCUAUGAAGUGACAUUGGAAUGCGAGGAGCGUUUCAGGAGGUCCAAGCCUGACUUUUGAAGGGUGUUUUCUUUUCUUUUCUUUUCUCAUAGUCGGCUUAGACAAAGGCCCCCGUCCAGAAACAAUCCCCAGGCUCUACAAGGCAGGUAGAUGGGAAUAACCAAUAUGUUCCUCCUAGGUAGCCUGUCUGAGGGAAGGGUGGAGCUACAACCAUUUUGUUUCUCUCAGCUAGCCUAUCUGAGGGUAAGGUGGAGCUACAACCAUUUUGUUUCUCUCAGCUAGCCUAUCUGAGGGUAAGGUGGAGCUACAACCAUUUUGUUUCUCUCAGCUAGCCUAUCUGAGGGUAAGGUGGAGCUACAACCAUUUUGUUUCUCUCAGCUAGCCUAUCUGAGGGUAAGGUGGAGCUACAACCGGUCACACUUUAUUUGGAUAGUCCAUCUUUAGAUGCUCUAGAUGGUCAUACUAUCAACAAACUAUCUGUUGAUAAGCAACUGCUUGCUAAGGUUAGGGUUAGGUUUAGAAUAAGGGUUAAGUUUAGGGUUAGGAUAAGGUUGGGGUUAGUGUUAGGGUUAGUAGAUUGUUCGUUGAAAUGUUACUAAUAGUCUGUAUGAAAUGUUACUAAUGCCAAGUGUGCAAAGCUGUCAUCAAGGCAAAGGGUGGCUAUUUGAAGAAUCUCAAAUAUAAAAUAUAUUUGUUUUACACUUUUUUGGUUACUACAUGAUUCCAUAUGUGUUAUUUCAUAGUUUUGAUGUCUUCACUAUUAUUCUACAACGUAGAAAAUAGUAAAAAUAGAAAGAGAAAGAAAAACCCUUAAUAAGUAGGUGUUCUAAAACGUAUGACCGGUAGUGUACAUGAAGUGCCCUAGGGAUUAGUUCUGGAGCCAACAUCCUUUAGUUCUGGAGCCAACACCAUUUAGUUCUGGAGCCAACACCAUUUAGUUCUGGAGCCAACAUCCUUUAGUUCUGGCGCCAAACUCCUUUAGUUUUGGAGCCAAAACCCUUUAGUCCUGGAGCCAAAACCCUGCAUAGAUUGUUCAGCCCUUGUGCUCAGCCUCCUGACAUGACAUAUUUUUGGUGUUCUCCAGACCAGUUUCUUGUCUCCUAUCUGCAAUCUAAUGAGUACAAUGUUGAAACUUGUUCAUGUGUUAACAUGUUAAAAUAUGGCAAUGUGUUCAGUGACAUGGAUAUAAAAUGUAUUCCCGAGCAUUAACCACUUGCCAUCUCAUUUCCUACUCUCCUCAAGCUCAAUGAACUGUUCAACCACGCUGAGUCAUCUACCAUUAGUGUCAGUGUCUGGAAUCCUCUCCUCUUUUACAGCUGGAGCAGUCGACGGUGCAGGUGACCCACCAGGGCCGGCGGGAGCUGCUGGAGGACGCCUGCCACUUGUACACGCGCAAGCGCCGCGUGCUCAUCCCCGAGGACCUCAAGCACAUCAUCGUGGAUGACCAGCAUGGCCUGCUCUACUGCUAUGUGCCCAAGGUGGCCUGCACCAACUGGAAGCGAGUCCUCAUGGUCCUGACAGGCGCCGCUGGCCCCCACCGCGACCCCCUCGCCAUCCCCGCCAAUGAGGCCCACGUGCCGGGCAACCUGCGCACCCUCUCUGAGUACUCCACCUCUCAGAUCAACCAUCGGCUGCGCUCCUACCUGAAGUUCGUGUUUGUGCGCGAGCCCUUCGAGCGGCUCGUUUCGGCUUACCGCAACAAGUUCACGCGCAGCUACAACACAGCCUUCCACAAGCGCUACGGCACCAAGAUAAUCCGCCGGCACCGGCCUGACCCGCAGGCCGAGGCGCUGGAGCGGGGAGACGAUGUCUCCUUCGAGGAGUUUGUGUACUACCUGGUGGACCCGGGCACGCAGCGCGAGGAGCCGUUCAACGAGCACUGGGAGCGCGUGCACUCUCUGUGCCACCCCUGCCUCAUCCACUACGACGUGGUGGGCAAGUACGAAACGCUGGAGCAGGACUCCCGCUACGUGCUGCAGCUGGCAGGUGUGGAGGGCCAGGUGACUUUCCCCGCCUCGGCCAAGAACACCAGGACUACGGGAGACAUGGCCGCUCAGUUCUUCCACAACAUCAGCCCCUUCUAUCAGAAGAAGUUGUACAACCUCUACCACAUGGACUUCCUGCUAUUCAACUACUCCACACCGGAGUACCUGAAGUUU
Molecule: messenger RNA, 7286 nt
Organism: Coregonus sp. 'balchen'
Lineage: Eukaryota; Metazoa; Chordata; Actinopteri; Salmoniformes; Salmonidae
Source: the annotation of a GenBank genome assembly